This is a messenger RNA of Alternaria viburni, 900 nucleotides long. RefSeq lists its product as uncharacterized. Lineage: Eukaryota; Fungi; Ascomycota; Dothideomycetes; Pleosporales; Pleosporaceae. Bases 1 to 900 code for a protein of 299 amino acids. The transcript is spliced from 4 exons. The record is from RefSeq and is a predicted model, not a curated record.
AUGUCACUACCAUCGCGAUGGCCAUCUUCAUAUCCUACCUGCAGCACCUUCACACCAAACCCCUAUCAUUCGACGCCCAAGCAACGACCUAAAGUCAAAAAGCAUCGAUAUCAAACGCAUGGUUACGGCUACCAAGCGCGUGGCCAUCAAUCGCAUGGCAGAACCGGCAGCUGGGAGAAGUUGAAGGUCAAAGCGGUGACUUCUAUAGGCUCGGAUCUCAAGAGAAGUAUUUCUACUGGUGUCGCGCCCGUCAUCACGGAGGGAAAGGACAGUGUGAAGAAUCUGGUGGGUAAGGUGGAGAGAGCCGGUGGGAGUAUGACUAGGAAAUUCAGCGCGAGCUUGAAGGACAAGUUGAAAGCUUUCGGCAAGAAAAAGGAGGGCAUGAGUGUUGAAGGGACUUAUGCAGUUCAAGCACUAUACACCAAGCUGCGCACCUUCAGCACGCACCAUGUGCAUCCUUCACUCUCUUCCCAUCCCGUUUCAGCGAUAUACCCUUGGCCCCUCGACGCCAUCCUCCUCCCCAAGCGCAAGCCCAACGAAACCCCCUUAGACAAAAUAUACGUAAUGUACCACUACCUAAUCCGCGGCGACUACGAAGUCCUCCGCAACGAAGUGCAAGACUUCUUCGACCACACAAACUGGCACGUCCACUCCAUCCCCGAUCCGCGCGACCACGAUCCAGAGCGCUACGCCAUACUCGCGGCUAUAACGCAAUACCUUGCGCAUGGCAUCAAUCGUCGUAUUAAGAUCAGCCAUGGGUGUCGGAAGGAGCCCUUGGGGCCAUGGAAGACAGCGGCGUACGACGCCUGCUACAAUGGCAGGGGCGGCCUACCAAUUUUUGAAAAGCUGGAGAGGGAGCCGAAAUGGGCGGGGAGGGUUAAGAGGAGAGAACGAGUAUGA